UAACUUCCGUUUCAUGCCGACAACAACGACAGAAGCCCCAGUCUUUCUAUAUAGGCUGCAAAAUGAGCACAUGGUGAACUGUGACACUGAUCUGCUUUGUGCCUUUCAACGAUGUAGCUUUUCAACCUGCGUGCUUUUUUUGCGGCAUACGUUACAAGGACAAUAAAGAUGAACAAUCAAGGAAUCAUGUCACAAGAGAAGAUGGAGCUGGAUGUGGACAUCCCGUCGUCGCUUGUUCAGAGCGAUGGGCACUUGAGACGAUCUAACAGCGAACCCAUGAUAAACGGCCUGAGUGAUGCUUCUCAGGUGUUCCAGAGAGAGGUUCUCCGCAGCAGAAGAAACAGUACUACUGUUGUCCGACCCAAUGUGGUUCCAUCUUCACCAGUACGUGUUCCUAGCACAAGACUGCAGAGGAUCAAACAGGAAGAGGGUGUUGAUGUGAUGAACCGUGAAACUGCUCAUGAACGGGAAGUGCAGGCAGCCAUGCAGAUGAGCCAGUCUUGGGAGGAGAGUCUUAGUCUGAGUGAUAAUGAUCUUGAGAAAUCUUCAUCGUCAUCUCCGAAGCGGAUUGAUUUUGUGCCUGUGUCUCCUGCUCCUUCGCCCACCAGAGGGAUCGGAAAGAAGCAGUGUUUCUCUCCGUCUCUUCAAAUCCUGGUGACCAGUAACGGAUUGACGCCCAGCCCUGUUCCCAGCCCAACACGCCGCUUCAGCAGGAGGAGUCAGAGCCCGAUCAACUGCAUCAGGCCUGGUAUUCUGGGCCCUCUCAAACGCAAAAGUGAAAUGGAGACAGAAAGCCAUCCCAAGAGACUCUUUCAGGGAACCACCAACAUGCUGUCCACAGAGGUGUCCCACUUGCCUGAACUUAACACCUGCAGUCUGUCUCCGGAUCUUCUGGAUGGGAGUCUCAGUAGCGUCGGCUCCUCCUCCGACUCUCCCGCCAAGAUGGAAGGAGUGUCGCCCUCCUCCAGUAACUCGCUUCAGGACCUCUCCCCUAAGUGAUCCGCCGAGCAUCACGUACAUCACAGGAGGACUGGGCCGCUUCUCAGGCCCUUUUCUACUCGUUUUACUUUUGUUCCCAAUGCCUUUCCAAAAUGGCUUUCGUUCUUUUCCUGAAUUGUUCUGUUACAUUACAUUUAAAGCGAGGCGUGAGAGUUUUCCGUGUGGGACAGACCCUAAGGGCAUGGAUGGAAAGACUGUGGAUGUUUUUUGCAUCAGCUGCUAUAAAUAGAUGUAAAACAUGGUGUAUAGAUCUGUAUCAAAGCGAAGGACAUCACGGAGGAGGAUCGUGGAUUUUGUUUUUUGUUUUGUUUUUCUUUCUGAUACCGCUUCGAAAAGAAAACCGCUGUAAACAGGAGAACAACUACAGGCACGUUCUUUGAUUUGCAAUCUCAGCUUGCCAACCAGUAUUGUGUGUGAGAAUUUAACUUAUUUUUUUGGCUUUUAUUUGUAUGUAAGUAUGUACAUAAGAUUCGUGGCAAAACGUGCAGAGGCAAAGAGCUCGACCGGGAAACUGACAGCCGCCUCUUCUGCAGUUUUAUUAGCGGUGCAACUGCACUUUAAAGGGGCAGAAUUUCAUUUUGCGCUUAGGUCUGAAUCUGCUUAUGUAGUUUUUCAGGAAUGGCCUUUUUUUGAUUUUCAAGUAGGUGGAGGAAACUUAUUUUAUUUUUUUUUUCAGAUCUUGGCACUUCAUUCUCUGUUAGAAUGAUAUUCAUGGUUGCUAUACACAACUACUGCAGAUGGGAUUUAAUAUUGCAGCUGUUGGUAACCACUAAACCCUCGAUUUGAACACUACAGAGAAACUAAACUGCCUGUUGAAGCUGGUCAACCUAAAGACUUGCGUACAGCCAUGUUGUCAGAGAAUGGAGCAAAACAUCCGGGGCUGAGAUGAAUGAUGUCCCGUGUAUGUUUUAACUUUUCACACAGUGGCUUUGCCCCGUUUGUUAUUCGGGAAGGAUUUGGAGGAGAAUGCAAUGCUCUCUACAGUUGCAGUUAAACGCAUUUUCAGAGGCUGUUAACAAUCAUACGUUUGGCAAUGUGGAGCAGAAGUGCAAAGAAAUGAAACCCUCUCAUCAAAAAUGUUAUUUGUGGAGUUUUAAAUGUAAUCUACUGAUACCGAAACGGUGUGCCAUUUAAAUUUGUAUAUAAGAGAAAUGUACAACUGUAAUAGGAGGAGUUCUUUGUUUGGGGGUGUAGUUACUUUAGGAAAUAGUAUUUUCUUUUGUAAAUGGUUUCCUAAAUUUCAUUACAAGAAAUUGCUUUAUUUCCUCAAGCAUGAUCUGAUGUAUCAUAAAUUCAUUUUUCUGUGCAAGAAAGUGAUUGUAAAAUUUUUUUUUUUUCAUUUAAGUGAAUUGAAAGAGUGAGGGGGUAAGAAAAGUGACACCGCAGUGUAAAUCUUUUUCUGAAUGUCUUUGCAAACAAAAAUACAGUAAGUGGGUCGUGUAGAUCCAGGUUUUGGCCUGUAGUGAUGGGUGAAGUGUAUUUGUAGUUUGCUCUGCUGGUUUAUUUUUUGUCCUGUGGACGUGUCGAAUUCUUUAUUUAAUGAUUUUACUCUGUCCUGUCGCCUCGUGCAGUGCUUUUAAAGCCUUUGCACAUGAACUCUGUCGAGGAGGACUUGAGUGCUGUCAUGAGGACGUGUAGUUGUGCUCUCUGAACAAAUCUUGUUCCCAUCAUAUCAGAGACUUCCAGAUGUCAGAAAUAAAUUAUUUGUCCAGCUAUUUUGUUGCCUUGUCUUGUGAUAUCAAACUUACCUGCUGUUGAGUCUGGUUGUCUUCAAAUACA
This is a messenger RNA of Sinocyclocheilus anshuiensis, 2778 nucleotides long. RefSeq names its product PABIR family member 2 (gene pabir2). Bases 169 to 999 code for a protein of 276 amino acids. Lineage: Eukaryota; Metazoa; Chordata; Actinopteri; Cypriniformes; Cyprinidae. The record is from RefSeq and is a predicted model, not a curated record. Gene Ontology annotation, molecular function: protein serine/threonine phosphatase inhibitor activity. The transcript is spliced from 10 exons.